Molecule: messenger RNA, 1743 nt
Organism: Fusarium venenatum
Lineage: Eukaryota; Fungi; Ascomycota; Sordariomycetes; Hypocreales; Nectriaceae
Source: RefSeq, a predicted model, not a curated record
AUGUCCAAGGUAAUGCGAAGUGUCAAAAAUGUGACCAAGGGUUAUUCCAGCGCCCAGGUCAAGGUCCGAGAAGCUACUAGCAAUGAUCCAUGGGGUCCGACGGGUACCCAGAUGAGCGAGAUUGCUCAAAUGACAUACAACACAUCAACCGAGUUUUACGAGAUCAUGGACAUGAUCGAUAAGCGCCUGAACGAUAAAGGCAAGAACUGGCGUCACGUCUUGAAGGCACUCAAGGUUUUGGAUUAUUGUCUCCACGAAGGCUCAGAACUUGUCGUCACAUGGGCUCGCCAGAGCAUCUAUAUCAUCAAGACUCUCCGUGAAUUCCAGUAUGUUGAUGAGGAAGGUCGUGACGUAGGACAGAAUGUCCGAGUUGCCGCCAAGGAGUUAACCUCCCUUAUUCUUGACGAAGAAAGAUUGCGAGCCGAGCGAAGCGACCGAAGAUCCUGGAAGUCGCGCGUUACUGGCCUCGAAGAGUUCGCCCCUCAGCACGCUGAACCUGUGCACCAGGCAAACCGACGACAGCAGCCAAGAAGACAAAUGAAUGAAGAGGAAGAUGCUGAAUAUCGCCUGGCUCUCGAAGCAAGCAAGUACCAGGAGGAGGAAGACAGAAAGAAGCGCGAGAGCCGGCCCGAGGACGAUGACGAUCUUGCGAAAGCAAUCAAGCUUAGUGAGGAAGAAGAGGAACGAAGGCGCAAGGAGCUAGAGAACAGUAAUGCUGCUUCCCUCUUCGACGAUGAUCCCACGCCUUCGCAGCAGACCAGUCAGCCACAGUACACUGGUUUCAAUCAGGGUUACCAGCAAGGCAACCCCGUUGACUUCUUUGCCAACCCUAUUGAACAGAACCAGCCUCAGCCUACUGGCUAUAUGAACAACGCCUACACUGGUUUCCAGCAGCCUCAGCCUACUGGUUUCCAGCCAAACUACAACCCAGGCUUUGGGGGCCAACAGACUGGCAUGGGUUUCGACCCAUUUGGCCAGCAGCAGCAGCAGCCUCAACAACAGCAAAGCUUCCAGCCUCAACCAACUGGUUACAACCCAUACCUGCAACAACAGCAGCAGCAGCAGCAGCAGCCUCAACAGCAAUCCUUCUCCUCACCAGCGUCUCCCGAGCCUACUCUCCAGCCUGGUAGCAAUAACCCUUGGGCAACCAGCAACAGCCAGCAGCAAUCGAUGCAACCAACCCCUACUGGCUCCAACAACCCCUUCGCCCAGUUUGGCCGUCCCCAAUCCGCUCGACCAAACCCCAUGUCAUCCUUGGGAGCGCUACCCGAACAGAAGAGCCUCAACUCAUUCGGCAACCAGUCUCAACCUCAACCCCAGCUACAGCAACAAAACAGCUUCCCUAUGCAAUCGCAGAACAGCUUCCCUCAGUCGCAACCCUCAUUCAACGCUCCUCAAAAGGAGAUGAGCGAGCACGAGACUCGACUCAACACUUUGCUUGCCAGUGGCGAUGGCAUGGAUACCUUUGGUAACACAGGCAACCUACGUAUUCCUGCUCAACAUACGGCUCCUGGCACAUUUAUCAACAGUGCUGGCUCAGGUGCUGCUCGCAUUAACGCUGAGGCCACCGGAAACAACCCUUUCCUACGACAACAGUUCACAGGCAUGCCCACAGUUAACUAUGGUGCUCAGAUGCCAGCCGCUACCGGACCUGCAGGUAUGAAUGGCCAGACUAACAACCCCUUUGCCCAUCAACAGGCACCGCAGCAACAACAGCAAAACAAUGACUUGAUCCAAUUCUAA